AUGCUACCUUUUGUAGCUCCAGACACGGCACUGGACAUGUCAUCAGCUCAGCAGUGCAAUGGCUUUGGUGACUUUGAUUUAUUUAUUGACAGCAUAAAUGGGUCCCAUGGUAACGGUCUAUCGUCCUUUUAUGUCGAUCAGCCUAUUUUACCAUCACCCCCAGCUCCACUCUUCCCUAGCGUUGGAUCGCGACAUGAACCGCAUGACCUCGGUUCCAGUCAUUCUGGGUCAAAUACAAUAUUGCCAUCCGAACCUCGGCUCUUUGAUGAAUUUACAUCCACACUACCCACAUUCGGAUCUUCUCACACUACAAAGGGUAAAAAAGAACCUUGGAAAAUCACUCAGCAAGACUGGGUCUCUAUCUCGACUGAAGCUCAGGAAUUCGCUUCAGUCAUUCCUCAAGGCUUCAUUCUUCCUUCACGACACACCAUGACUCGAUACAUUAAUACCUACUUUGCUGGCUUUCACCGUCAUCUUCCCUUCAUACAUUUCCCGACAUUUUCGGCUGUGCGAUGCCCUGUUGAAUUGAUUCUAGCCAUGGCUACCAUCGGUGCGAUAUCAGCAUUUGAUAAAAGCAAUGCUACUAUGCUAUUCCGAGCGUCCCUUGCCAUAUCCCAAGAGCGGCUUCAUCGUCGCAAAAGGCAACGCCACGGUGUGAUAUUUCAUUCUAAUACAACACUUCCCAAAGUGCAGCGAACAAGCACAACUGAAAAUACCCCUGAUACUAACACGAAUAUUCACCUCGAGGCAACUUCAUCAAAGGCACAAACUUCUCGGUUUGGCCUGCUUCCACUUGCGCAGGCUUUGCUUAUAUUGAUGGCAAUGGCAACCUGGGGAAAUUCAGAGGAUAUAUUCGAUGAGGCAAUAGGGAUACAGAGCAUUCUGGUCAAUUAUAUGAGGACCGAGAAGCUCCUGGAGCCGCAAAUCCUCUCAGGAGACUCAGAAUGGGCCAUGUGGAUUCAAGAAGAGGGCUUCAGAAGAACUGUCGCAAUUAUUUUCUGCUUCUUCAUAUUUCAUACAAUUGUUUACGACGUCCCGCCUCCUAUUCUCAACUCAGAGCUCAAUAUAAACUUGGCUUCGCGCGAGAAGGACUGGGAAGCAAAAACCGAAAAUGAGUGGCGACAAGCCCGCAGCAAACAUGAGGCUGAACCACAUUUUCAAUCGACUUUCACAUUGCUGUUUUCAUCGCGAAAAGAAAUCGUUCGAAAUCACAGUUCUUCAUUAGGUGGUUACACUUUGAUUCUGGCGCUGAUUCAGCACAUCUACUUCUUGCGAACGGUAGCAAAUCGUAGGCCAGAGGGUGAACAAGGGCUUUCUCCGGCAAAUAUGACUGAGGUAGAAGGAGCAUUGAAGAAUUGGCAAACCGGAUGGAAUCAAGAUCCAGAAUCCUUUCUCGGGCCAGGGAGCCCGUUGGGCCCUAUCUCUUUCAACUCAACUGCCUUGCUGCGCAUGGCCUAUAUUCGACUCAAUGUGGACCUUGGUCCGUGGCGCGCUCUGAACACCCAUAUUCCCCAUGAAAUCGCGACUUCCAUAUAUCGAAGUCCACCCCUAGUCACGAACCGCAGACUCACCCGUGCAGUGCUUUACUCGGCCCAUGCACUUAGCAUUCCAGUCAAAAUUGGGGUGAAUAUUGUGGCUCACAAUCAAGCCUUUUCAUGGUCGCUUCAACACUCACUAUGUGCCCUUGAGUGUGCUUUUAUCAUUAGCAAGUGGCUGAUUGCCAUAAAACCCCAUGUCUCUGAGGGGACCAUUGACGAAGAGGAAGCCAGACUAUACGCCUACAUCGUGGAUAUGGUCACGGAAGCAGAGGCCGGAGGUGAGAUCGAACCAUCUUCCACUACUGAUCUUUGCACUCGAGUCGUCAGAAUUUGGGCAAGAAUGUUGAGUGGAACAGCUCAUUGGAACGUGGUACCUAUGAUUGGGAAGAUUUUGGAGGCCUAUGCCGGCAUUUUAGAAUCGCCUUCCGCAUACAAUCAAUAG
This is a messenger RNA of Penicillium waksmanii, 1980 nucleotides long. RefSeq lists its product as uncharacterized. Gene Ontology annotation, biological process: regulation of transcription by RNA polymerase II; DNA-templated transcription. The transcript has a single exon. Gene Ontology annotation, molecular function: zinc ion binding; DNA-binding transcription factor activity, RNA polymerase II-specific; RNA polymerase II cis-regulatory region sequence-specific DNA binding. Gene Ontology annotation, cellular component: chromatin. Lineage: Eukaryota; Fungi; Ascomycota; Eurotiomycetes; Eurotiales; Aspergillaceae. Bases 1 to 1980 code for a protein of 659 amino acids. The record is from RefSeq and is a predicted model, not a curated record.